AACGUCCAACGAUUUUCCAUUUGCGCUUUGCCUCACCGCUCACCGGCGGCUCACACCAGCCGCCGCACGCCGUCGCAGCGUACGGCCUCCAAGCCCACCGCCGCCCACUCAUCGCCUCCUCUUCGUCCAUGGCGGCUUCACUGCGAGGCGGCCUGGUGGUGCCGCUCCCGCCUCCGCUCGCUUCCCCGCGCCGCCUCGCCCCGUCCCCGAGGAGGCGCCGCCGCCGCCUCCCCAGGGUCCGCGCGGCUGCGGCGGAGCCCGUCGAGGUGGUGGGCGUCGGGAGCCGGAAGGACGCCGUCAUCGACUUCUGCCUCGGCUCCCGCACCCUCUCCUCCACCCCGAUCCGCUUCUGGACAGUACAUGUGGAUAAUUCUGAAGUGCAAUUCAUACCGAGAGUUCAGGAUACAGAGACAGCAGUUGGAGACUUGGAACGUCCCUUAUCUCUUCAUCCUUGCCCGUCGGCGGUUAUUAUUGUUGCAAGUGCCGGACAGGAGGCUGAUCAAAUUGCUGCGCUGGAGCUUCUAAGUGCUACCAAAUCCGCCGAUAAUCUGGCUGCAUCAAUAUUUUUGAAGCCCUUUUGUUUUGAGGGACAAAGACGGCAAUUGGAGGCAUCUGAUUUGAUUGUUAAAUUUCAAGCAUGCUCGAAUUUUCACAUUGUUAUUGAAGCUGAUUCACUGCUUGAGACGGAAGUGGAAACUCUUGCUGAAGCUUUGGAGAGUGCCAAUAAUGCUGUCCUCUCAACUAUUAGUAUGAUAUCCAUCAUGAUGUCGGGAUUUAAUCAAAUGUUCUGGAGCUCCCUUGAUGCACAAAUUAAGGAAGUUGAUCCUGAGGAAGUAGGCAAACUACUCAAAAGCUAUGGGGAAGCUAGGGUUGGAUUUGGUGCUGGUUAUAAUGUCCAAUCAGCUAUUAAACAGGCUGUUCUUCACUGUCCAUUUCUUCGUGGUGGCAUAAAGGACUUGAACAAUGUUGUUUUUCUGUCGCUUACAACUUCUCGGGUAUUGGCCGAGAGUGAUAUGAUCUCCAUUCUACACAUCUUUCGUCGAGUUACUGGGUUCAAUAAGGACAUUAUAUUUUCUAGAAAUUCUGAACCUGAUCUAGAGCCAAAACUCAUAGUAGUUUCUCUUCUAACAAUUCGAAAUGCCCGUGAUGAAAAUGUUGCCUCAGUAAAGGAUGGAUUUCUUUUGAGCAUGGCUUUGCAUUUUCCUUUUAUAUCAUCUCUUAUGGGAGGAGAUACUCAGGAGCUUAGACAAGCUCGGUUAAAUCACUCAUUCAGCAAAUUGCCUGACAGUGGUUUGAGCUUAGCGGAUCAAGGAUUGCCAGAACAUUUCAGUGUUUCUAAUGAUGCUACUGUUUCUAAUUUAUAUUCUGACAAAAUAGAAAAUAUCAAAUCGGAGAGGGAAUCUGAUAACAAUAAUGGGAGAAUACAUCCAGAGUUUAAAGAAGCUAAUUUAGAGUCUGAUGGAGAAACUAGUAUAGAUGUUGGCAGAGAGGAUCCAAGUUCACAACAGGAGCGUAAUUUCUGGAGCAAUGUCCCUGCCUUUGGUAUUGCACAAUUGUGGGCUAAAGAGCGGACCACAACAGGUAGAGGCAAUAAAAGGAAUGAGCUUGAUUAUAUCACUCUGCCUGUUGGUGUAAAAUCUCUUGAGGUUCAGUAUGAUCAUUCUCCAAAUACACAGCCUGAAACCCGUAAUGCUACCGAUAGCACACCUCUAUCUACUGGGCAUGCUGUCUCUGGCGCCUCACUUUCUGGUGUUGGUUUGGAGAAAGUGAUGGAGAUAUGUAGUUCUGCAGCGGCAUUUCUAAAGGGCAGAAUGGAUAAAUCUCGAAAACGUGGCUCUGCUGCCAGCCGAGCUGCAUCGAUGCUCGUUCAUCAAAUCACAUGCCUGGUGUCGCCAGCCCAAACUGGGUGCACUCAAAACCACCCUCUUAAUUCCCUCUCCAGCUAUUCAUCAUCAUCAUCAUCAUCAUCAUCAUCAUCAUCAUGUGUUGCAGAUGCAGAAAGAGAAGCCGAAAAAACAUGGAGCCCAAUAGUUGAAAUACAGUUUGGAGAAGGGACUUACAGAGGGAGAUGCCAAGAAGGUGUCCCUGAAGGAAAGGGACGCUUAACCUACAGUGAUGGUAGCAUCUAUGAUGGACUCUGGAGGUAUGGCAAGAGAUACGGUUUGGGAACGCUUUAUUACAGCAACGGUGAUGUAUUUCAUGGAACAUGGAGGGACGAUCUUAUUCAUGGAAAGGGUUGGUACUAUUUUCACAGUGGCGACCGUUGGUUUGCGAAUUUUUGGAAGGGGAAGGCUAACGGCGAGGGAAGAUUUUAUGCCAAGGAUGGGAGUAUACUCUUUGGCCAUUUUCAAAAUGGAUGGCGUCAUGGAGAGUGCUUGUUGAUAGAUGGGAACGGAUCAAGGUGGCUUGAAGUUUGGGACGAUGGUGUACUUACUGGACGGACUAAAUUGGAAGAAUAGGAUUCUGAUUUCUCUGGACGUCAUUGGCAAUGCCGGCCAUGCUUCAAACGCUGCAAGACACCGUGGUCCCCCGCUGGAAGCUUUGUUGAAUGAUGAAGUGAUUGCACUAAUUUUUCAAAGCUUGUGCGCUGCUUUGAUUGCCGGUUACCCCCUGGAGGUAUGGGAGAGGGUUUCCUUCAUACUUAUGUUGUUCAAAUUGGGGAAGAGCAUCACAAAUUCACAGGCACAAGUGCACCAAACAAGAAGUAGGCCUGCAGAUUCAUUUUCGUUGAUAGCCGCCGUGUGUUGCUUCUCUGAUUAGCUAGGCUCUGUGCAUAGACGAAGAAGCCAUUGUCUCCCACAUUUGUUUCCAACUAGAUCAUUGAAAGCGCGCGUUGCUGCGCCCGUCUAUUUUGGCACUACAAUGUUAGUGAUAGAAUGAAUUAUAUUAGAGGUUUUACUCUAGCAAAAUUAAUACAUGAAUUAUGAUA
Molecule: messenger RNA, 2929 nt
Organism: Triticum aestivum (bread wheat)
Lineage: Eukaryota; Viridiplantae; Streptophyta; Magnoliopsida; Poales; Poaceae
Product: protein ACCUMULATION AND REPLICATION OF CHLOROPLASTS 3
Exons: 18
Coding region: 129-2459 (776 amino acids)
Biological process (GO): chloroplast fission
Cellular component (GO): chloroplast outer membrane; chloroplast; cytosol
Molecular function (GO): GTP binding; GTPase activity
Source: RefSeq, a predicted model, not a curated record